Messenger RNA from Seminavis robusta, 351 nucleotides. NCBI's taxonomy places the organism in Eukaryota, Bacillariophyta, Bacillariophyceae, Naviculales, Naviculaceae. The record is from the annotation of a GenBank genome assembly.
AUGGACAUUGAAAAACUACCCAGUUGUAUCAACCCAAAUGGCACUGGAAAAACAGCUCGAGGCAUGCCCAAGCGUAUGGAAGGUGGCAAAGUGCCUAGUCACAUUAAACAGGGAGGAGUCAACUACGUUCCAAUUGAUUCUGGCAUUUCCGAAGGUAAUGCAGGGACAAUCCAAAAGUUGACCCGAGUGCCAUCGUCGCCUUCUUCUUCCACUACGGCUUCCAGUGUCGGGUCUUUGUCCGAAGACGAUGAUAUUAUCACCCCCAUGGGCAAAGAGAUUGGAAUUGAAGUUUCCAAAUUGGAUGAUGAGACCGAUUCACCCUUGACCGUCACAGUCACUGCGAAUUGCUGA